Messenger RNA from Effrenium voratum, 1821 nucleotides. The record is from the annotation of a GenBank genome assembly. Lineage: Eukaryota; Dinophyceae; Suessiales; Symbiodiniaceae.
AUGAUGUGGAGAACCUCUACUCCAUCUUGGGACUGCAGAAAGGUAGCUGAAAGCUUCGCAUUCCGCACUGUGGACCAUCUCAAUCAUGUUUGGGGCUCUGUGUCUUGUGAGCCACAACACUUGUGCAAGGCCUGUAAAGGCCCAGACAUGCAUGAAGGUGCAAGCCCUGACGAGAUCAAGGCAGCUUACCAUCGCCUUGCAAAGGAGUCGCACCCUGACUCAUUGGGGCGCGCAAGUGCAGAGAGAUUUCAGGAGAUCAAUCAUGCUUACAACACCCUGCUGCAUGUGGGACUUCGCCGCAUGUACGAUCUGCAGCUGAGGCGGCGAGAGGCACAGGAGCGGUGCGAGCGCUUGGAGCGCCAGGUGCCCUUCCUCACGCGGCUCAUGUCCGGGCCGCUGGGCCCCAUGCUGAUGGGCGCCUGCGCCGCCUUGGGCGCCGGCAGCGCCCUGGUGCUGGGCACGAUGGGCGCCCAGGCCUUCAUGCAGUCCUCAGAGGGCUUCUUCUGGUCCACCUUCCGGCAUUUGCCAGACUGGUUUCCUGGAAAGUGGAAGCUGGCUGCAGCGAUGUGCUAUGGUCAGGGCCACCUGGAGCCAGAUUCGAGCGACUGGGCUCGGCAACUCCUGGCUGCACAGCAUGCGCCGGAGUUGCAGGCUAGCAGCCAUGCUUCGCAGCUAGCAGCGCUGCAUGCGCGGCGCAGCAAGUUAGCCGCCAGCAGCGCUCGGGAGGCGGCUCGCCAGGCCGUGAGCCUCUCCCAGCGCGCCGCAGCCUGGCUGCGCCCGGGCCAUGCCGGGGAGGCGUGGGCCCAACGCCACGCGGACGCGGCGGACGCGGCACAUGGUCUGGGCGCCCGCCUCCGCACCGUGGCCGCGGAGUCCGCGGACUUCUCCGCGGCGCACCGGGCGCUGCGGGCCGCGCAGGGCGCGGAGCAGGCCAUGCGCCGUGCCAAGAUGGCGGUGUCCAUGCCAAAGGAUGAAGCGGGUGUGCCAAAGGAGCCGCCGAGCACGGAGCCGCCAAGCACGGAGUCGCAAACGGCAAGCAGCUCAACUUCGCCCCAGGCGGCCGCUGCUUCCACCGCGGCACCGACUUUGUCUCCCAAGGAAGAGGACAUGUACAAAGGCGAGCGCAUGGCGGCGCAGACAGCGGGUCUUUGCGUCUUGACGAUUUGCAUCGUGCUCGUCUGGUUCCAAAGCAAUGCGGUGGACCCCGCCUAUCACCGCAAAAAGAACAGGGAAGGGGAGGAGGACUCCAUCCUGGCUCGAAUGGGAGUGCUCUGCUGCUGUUGUCGGCGCAUCGCCUGCUGCGCCUCGUGUCUGGUGCAGUUCAUCAAGCUGCUGGCCAGCUGCAACUGCGCCACGCUGAGCGUCAUGGGCCUUGUGGUCUUCCUCCUUGGUUAUGGCUUCAAGCAACUUUGGGACAACCACCUCAUUCAGCCUCACCUGGAGGAGGCCACCAUCUACUUGUUUUUCGCCACCAUCGCGUUUGUCAUCAUUUUGGUGCUUCUCGGCUCGUUUGUGAAUUGGCUCCGCGACAGAGUAGGAUUUGUUCACAAUGUGGUUUCCUUCGUUGAUGACAAGAUGGAUGAUGUCAUGGAUUUCUUCGGCCUCCAAGACGAGAAUGAAGAGGAAGACAGCCGUAUUUGGUCUGAUGUCCACGCCUACAAAGACCGGCGGCUCAAUGCAAGGUCCAUGCCGCAGGCGAACCAGGAGGCGGACCGGGAGGAGCGUGUGCCCCGAGGCCACAGGAAGAUGGACACCUCCUUGUGGUGGAAGAGGGCGCUCUUUGGGAAGCCCAAGCGUCGAGACCCACGAGAAGUGGUGUGA